Eurytemora carolleeae is the source of this 4006-nucleotide messenger RNA. Its product is annotated as zinc finger protein rotund. Gene Ontology annotation, cellular component: nucleus. Lineage: Eukaryota; Metazoa; Arthropoda; Copepoda; Calanoida; Temoridae. Gene Ontology annotation, biological process: negative regulation of transcription by RNA polymerase II. Gene Ontology annotation, molecular function: RNA polymerase II transcription regulatory region sequence-specific DNA binding; DNA-binding transcription repressor activity, RNA polymerase II-specific. The record is from RefSeq and is a predicted model, not a curated record. The coding region runs from base 485 to 1927 and encodes 480 amino acids. The transcript has 5 exons.
AGUUUUUGAAAUCCAAUUUAAAAGGGCCGUUUUAAUUGAAGUUGAAAUGCAAACUUUAAAGAUUGAUCAAGACAAAGAUAUCAAUAUCAGAAUUGAAUACAUUUUGUUGAGAACAGUUUCUAGGCUAAUGAAGAAGAAAUACAUUUAUCAUAUCAAGUUUUAGAGGGAUUAAAAAGGAGCAAAUAUUGACAAUGUAUUGAGGCUUAUUCUUUAUAAUAGAUUUAUUUUCAGCGUAUAUCAAUCCAAAAAUAGUCUCAUAAAUUUUAGAUGAUAAAUGCCGAUUCAGCUUUUUUAUUUGUUACAAACCUACUCAAGUGAAUUUGCGUUUCUCUUAAAACCUCUGGAAAGUGGCGAGAAGUGCCAACAAUUCCUCCACAGUCCACACUCCUGUAUAAUGAUGACAUCAGCAUUUUGCGGAAAUUCCAUUUGCAAAAAUGAUUCUAGCUUUUGCAUGAUUAUAUCGCUAGUGCAAGACUAGUUUGCAAUGAAUUUUGCAGGUUUUUACUCUCAACUCCGCGAUAAACUUGAUGUUUUUACUCCAGUAGCAGCACUGAACAGAGCGGACGGACGUCUUCUCGAAGGAGAUGGUGGGCUUAGUGGUCUCUACUCAGGACACCACGCCCCGAGGCCUGAAUCAUCAUCCUCCGCCUCUCCGCCCUCCGCCAGCCACGCACACUUCUCCGGUUUUCCGCCACACUCCGGAGGCAUGCUUGUAGUGCCACAACCAAUCAAUGCAUCUAAGAUGGGAGGUAUGGGGGAUGGAUCCCUAGGAUUGCACCCCCACCAUCACUUGAACGGAGUUCCAAGAAAAUAUCAGUGUAAAAUGUGUCCACAGGUUUUUGCUUCUAAAGCUGAUCUCCAGCUCCACACACAGGUUCAUAUGAGAGAACCUAAACCCUACAAGUGCAGUCAGUGCAGUAAAUCCUUCGCAAACAGUUCAUAUCUUUCUCAGCAUAUGAGGAUUCACCUUGGUAUUAAACCCUACAGAUGUGAGAUCUGCCAGAGAAAGUUUACCCAGCUCUCUCAUCUUCAACAGCACAUCAGAACACAUACCGGAGACAAACCAUACAAGUGCAGGCAUCCAGGUUGCACUAAAGCGUUCUCUCAGCUGUCCAACCUGCAGUCCCACUCCAGGUGCCACCAGACGGAUAAACCCUACAAGUGCAACUCCUGCUACAAAUGUUUCCAUGACGAAACCUCCCUGCUUGAGCAUAUCCCCAAGCAUAAGGAGUCUAAGCAUCUUAAAACCCACAUCUGCUCCUACUGUGGGAAGAGCUACACCCAGGAGACCUACCUGGCUAAGCAUAUGCAGAAGCACUCUGACAGGUCGGAUAAACGUCCACCAAUUGUAGCAAGCGGAACUUCAAACACCCCUGCAACUAUGGGUCAUCUCAGUGGGCUACCCAGCCCCUCUGAGCACUAUUGGCAGAAGAUGGACGCAUACGGUUACGGACAUCAGCUUAUGGACCAGAGACUUCAUGAUCCUAGAGAUUAUGAUCCUCGUGGUAUUCAUCCAGGAGCAGGAGCUCAUCAAGGUCUCAUGGGAGAAGAUCUCCGUCAUCACAGUGGUCAUCUUUCCACCUCCUGGGGCGAGCACUCCUCUCCCAGUCCUAACUCUGGUAAAACAAGUUCUGCAUUCUCUCCUCUCCAGUCUGGGAUGAUCCCGUCUUCUCCAGGGUUCGGUAUGUCAGGACAUAGAGGAUAUGCAGCGUUCUACGAUCCAAUCUCAUUUUCACAAGCUCAGAAUAAAGUCAGCUUUGGAGAACCCUCAACCAGUGUAUCUAACUCUUUCUCUGGACCCCAGCUUCUCUCACUCUCCAAGAUCAAGAACUACGCCCACAAUCCUCACAACGAUGGAUUGUUCAAGUCUUUGUCAAGCUUAUCUCAGGAUAAAGGUCACCUUGGACAGCUCGGAGCUGCUCAGUAAGCCUAGCAUUGAGUAUGUCAGGAAACCUGGUUCCGAACAGCUCAGAAAACCCGGGAUUAAGCAACUUUUUAAACCUAGGAUGGAGUAUAUAAGUACACCUAGGAUGGAGCAGCUCUGCAACUUAGAACGGAGAAUGUAAGCAAACCUAGAAACAAAACCUGAAUCCUCGUUUUUAGUCCAGAUAUCCUGCAUCAGUCCGCGGGAGGAUCUGGAGCAGACCGGAGAAAGGUUUGCAAAAACUUGAGGAAAUCCGGUAAAAACUAUUCUAAGAGUUUUGGAGAGGGUUCGGAGUCUUCUUACUCCGGGUUCAAUCUACAGGGUGUGUACAGCAUAAACUAUUCUGCAACUAUUGUAUUUAUUUUCGUGUCCCCGAGACGUUAAAAUUAUCUGGUGAAAUUCAACAUUAUGAGCUUUAAAAGCCAAUUCGGCUUUUUAAGUCCUUCAUUCGCGGACUCUAAAUUUUCACAAGUGUCAUGAAAGCCAAAAGAGACGAAUUUUAGACGGUUUAAAACCGGUUCUAAGAACAACAAACAAUCUCGAAAAUCAAUCAAAUAAUCAAAGCAGUGAUCAUACGUAAUUAUUUGUUCAUCGUAAUAUUUUAAGUAAGCCUAUUGUAUCCAAUGUAUCUACGUAAACAAAUGUAUCCAAAAAUCCAAUAGCUCAAUUCAACGACUGAAUUUAAACCUCGUAUUUCCACCUAGUUCAUUCAACCAAAUACAUACAUAUUGGAUUCAGCUUGUGUAAAUAAACAUUAUAUAAAUAUUCUAUAUUAUAUACUAUAUUAGGUAAAACAUAGAUUGGAAUCUGAUUUAGAUUCAGCAGCUUUUUAAUUUUGUAUUACAUGGUUUGGUUUGGGACAUCAUAUCACAAAUUGACUCGUUUUAGGUCAAACCAAACCAACGUGGCUAAUUUCAAUUCGGCGUUAAUUUGCAAAGCUCAGCUAUUUCAUGUUUUUCUUAAUUCUUUGCUCUGCAGUUUAUUCUCGGGCCAAACCUUGGAGGUUUUUAAAAAAAUGUUAAGUCAAGACUCUGUGUUCAUCUUCUUGUUAAAUCUUGCUUUUUCAUCAUAAAAUGUUAAUAUUAGAUUUAGGGUUUCGACUGGAGUAAAUUUAAACUCAGUCAAUCCCUCUCUCCGCUCCACUCUCUCCGUCUCAACCCGGGUACAGUUUAAAUCCAUACCAGAUAUUUGAAGAUUGAACCUGGAUCUCCGGGUAGGGGUUUAGAGAGGGUGGACAGGAGAAUACAAUGUUCCUUAAACCUAACAGAUGUGAUAUACGGCCUUAUUCUGUGUUCCUCUCCUGGGAACUAGUGGCGUCUCCUGAUUACAUCUUAGGAUUUUUUAACAUUUUCAAUAUUUUUACUAUUUUCAAUCUAUCUUAGAAAUGAAGUUGAGAGUUUUUUCAAAUGAUUGUUGGAAAAAGCCUGCUAGAAAUAGUUGCCCCUUAAUAAAGCCAUCUUUAAUCAGAGUUUUAGUUCUACAAGUGAAACUGGACUUAAGCUAAGUUUCAGAAUGUAAAACUGUGAAUUCUGAAAAGUUAUGUUUUAAACAUUUAUGUAAAACUUUGUUAAAAGUUCUGGUUUCCAAUGAAUGUAGAAUAUUACUUUUAUUACAAAACUAAAUUGAAGCAGGAGCAAAAGUGAAAUAUUUUUUUAAAAGUUUAAACACCAUUUAACCCAUUUUAAUCCAGACUGAACCCUGCUUGGCCCCCGGAUCUUUUUUUCUGUGUACAAUUCCGUACCCAGAGACAAAGAUAAGACAUAUAUAUAAAUAUACAUAGAUCUCAAUAGAAUUCAGAAACAUAAAUAUUCUAUCUUUUUCUCUCUCUCUUAAUGCUUCCGAGGAUGAAAAAAAUUAAUUAGUUUAGUUUUCAAGUUCUCCCAGUUUUCCGACCCAUUUCAUGCUCUUAUAUAUAUAUAUAGAUGUUUCUCAGUAUAAUUCUGUUCUGUAAGAUACACUCAUUGUUCAACCCUAGUUGGGUUCAAGUUCUUUUUUUAGAAACCCAUUUCCUGUCUUCUCCUGACUUUAAUAUGUUUAUCGUAUCACUUUUUUGAUAAAAUAAACGGCUGUGAAAUGGCUAAA